AUGUCCACCAUGAGCGACUCGGCGAGCGUCAAGGACGAGACGACCACCGUCACCCCGGCCACGUCGCUCGCAGAGACGCCCGACUCGCCCACCACUUCCCACGACAACGACAACGACAACGACAACGACAACGACAGCCGAACGGGCUCCAGGUUCAGGGUCGACGAUGCCCUCACCGCAGACCAACUCGACUCGCUCUACGAGGACCUGCCCGACGACAGCACCGCGCUCAAGGCCAUCGUCGGCACCAUGCGCCUCGAAAUGUCCAAGCGCGACCAGACCAUCACCAAGCUCCAGGGCGAGAUCGACGAGGUCAAGGCGUCCCACUCGGUCAUUCUGCAGCGGUCGGCCGAGUGGAAGGACGAGCUCGAGACGCUGCGGACCAAAGUGCCUGCGCUCGAAUCGGAGCUGCAGCAGGAAAAGGAGGCCAGAGAGCUCGAGGCCGACAGGGUCAAGGACCUUCGACUGCGAGCAGAAGAGAGCCGAAGGGCCAUCAUGAGGCUUCAGGGCGACCAGGGCGCCGCACGCGCAAAGGCAAAGGCCGAUAACCGACGGAGCAUGGGUCCCGGAGUCCUCGCCAACUGGGUGCCGCCAGGCUCCUCGGGUGGCCGCGAUGACCAGGAGGAUGCAGAGCUCAAGAAGUCGAAGCGCGCCAGCAUGAUCUUUGGACCCAACGCGGGGCUGAGCAUCAAUGCCGCUGCGGCAGCAGGUCGGCCCGGGCAUCGCCGCUCGGCCAGCGGCAGCCGCAGCGUCUCGGGCAACUCGAGGGCCGGCGACGCAGCCGACGAUUUCGACGAGCCGCUCAGCCCCACGUUACAGCAGAACGCCAACGGCCUCCGUGGCCUCCGCUUGUCGGGCGCGUCCUUUGGACCCAACGGCUCUUCUCUGCACCCUUCGGCCGCCAAUGGCGACGACACCGCCUCCAAUGCCGGGUCCCGGCGCAGCUCGUACAACAAUGGGCCCCUUCGCUCGCCACGCCUUUCGGGUGCCGACCUGCCGACGGAGGCCGACGCAAGCCAUGCGAGCAGGCUGGCUGUGCCGUCCGGCGGCAGCGGCAUCCGAGGCAUGCUCGGCCUGUCGUCGCCCGCUGGCAGCUCUGCCGGCUUUGCCUCGCCCAUCCUCGAGGACGGCGAGGACGCAGACGGGCCCGCACGGACGAAAAAGGGUCCCGCCUCGGCAUCCGGCGACCAGCCUUCGAGGUCAAACUCGGCGUCUGACAAUCUGCACCUCGAAGCCGAUCUCAAGGCCAAGGACGUCGAGGUUGAGAGGCUGACGCGCGAGAUGCGCGAGAUGCGCAACAAGAUGGACGAGGCCAUCGAGGCGAGGCUGGCCAGUGAGGCAUGCCUCAAGGCGCUUCGCGAGUUUAUCUCCACCCACGAUGCUGCGGCCGACGCCAGCGAGCCGGGCGAUGUUGCAAACGACCGCUCGAGUGUAGGCGCCGGCCUGCUCAAGGGUGUCAAGCUGCCUCCUCUGCCCACCGACGAGAUCGAGGACGAUGCUGCAUCGGCGCCGUCCAGGCGAGACUCGAAGGCGGCCACGGGAGGCUGGUCGAUGAAGCUGCCGCAGCUCAUGCGCAAAAACACUCUCUCGAGCACCAGCGCCAACUCAACGCCCGCCCAGACUCCAGCCGAUGAGUCGACUUCGGCAGCCUCAUUGGGCUCGUCGCCAAAGGCCAGCGGAGCUCAAGCUGCUCCCGGCGCCACGGCAGGCGGGCCAACGGCGAGUUCGUCAAUCGGAGGCAGCCUCGCCAACCUCCUCUCGAGGAACAGCGUCAGCGCUGGACUGGGCUCGCUCGGAUCGGCUCCGGCCGCGCCGUCGGCGCCGACGGUCGGCAGUCCGGAGAGCCAGUCGACGGAACCGCCGGCCGCCAGCGAGCUGGUGAGCUCGCCAUCGACGACCAGCAACGCCUUCAAAGGGUUUGGCUGGUUCAAGAAGGGUUCGCAGGCGUCCAGUGCCGCGGCGGCUCCGAACGCCGCCCCGCAGGAGGGCGCGACGUCGCCCGCCAUGGAGUUUGAGGACAAGAUCCGUCUCUUCUAG
This is a messenger RNA of Pseudozyma flocculosa PF-1, 2037 nucleotides long. RefSeq lists its product as uncharacterized. The record is from RefSeq and is a predicted model, not a curated record. Bases 1 to 2037 code for a protein of 678 amino acids. The transcript has 2 exons. Lineage: Eukaryota; Fungi; Basidiomycota; Ustilaginomycetes; Ustilaginales; Ustilaginaceae.